Messenger RNA from Patiria miniata (bat star), 1626 nucleotides. RefSeq lists its product as uncharacterized. The transcript has a single exon. Gene Ontology annotation, molecular function: protein binding. Lineage: Eukaryota; Metazoa; Echinodermata; Asteroidea; Valvatida; Asterinidae. The record is from RefSeq and is a predicted model, not a curated record. The coding region runs from base 1015 to 1626 and encodes 203 amino acids.
UCGAGGUGUAGUCCGAUCAUUUCACCACUGGACUCCAGUAGAGUGAGAUGAGAGAGACGAUGGUGUCUAAAUGGUUCAUCUUUGGCUUGAUAAGCCUUCAUCUGAUGGGUUGCGCUGGUGGUAACGAGAUGUGUAAGGCAUCCAUUGGACAUGGAUGGGCGUGUCCUCCUACUUGGUACCAGUGGGGACGCAAAUGCUACAAAGCCAUGAUCACUGAGCCCAUGACAUGGUUUGAGGCAAAAGAGGAGUGCAUCAAGAUGGGAAGUGUCUUGGUCGUGCCACUGUCUCAGGAGGAAACUGAUUUCCUCAUGCUCCUAGUGCCAGAGUCAUCCAGUAUUUGGAUCAAUUGCAAUGAUCUCGAGAAAGAAGGUUCGUUGGAAUUCGAAACUCAAGUUGGGUUGGAUGAUGUUAGUUAUUUCAGAAGAUGUAUUUCUGUAAUAUCCACCUCGACCCCGUAGUUAAUUUAAAAUUACGUGGUUUUUUUUACAGGUACUUGGAAGUGUCAGGAUGGUACUGACGAGGUGGAGUUGAGGACUUGGCCGACUAAGGGGCGUCAACCUAGCAACUCUGGAGGAGAUGAGCACUGCGCUGAGAUACGGCCAAAUGGGAUAUGGAACGAUAACCAGUGUACUAGGAAACGUCCUGCGAUAUGCAUUCAUCCUGCACCACAGCUGCACGAAGAAGCAACAGUGUUUGUUGGCUGUCAACAAGAUAUGGACACGCUGCAAUAAACCUCAAGAAUGCAAUGCUUAUUCUGUCAAAUGUAUAUAGAAAUUGAAAGUCACCAACACCAGACUCUAGCAAGAGGAUGAACACAGUGGUCUUUUUCUUCCCAGCGAUGCAGGCGAUAACACUGAUUGUAGCGGUUAUUACCCUAGAAAGCUUCUUCCACACCCGGGCUGGAUUCCCCAAUUUUGUGAGGUAAAGAGCGGUGUGGGAGUAGCUAAUAAGUAUGAGGUUGAUUGCUUUGUCCACACCAUCCGCUUAUUUGACUGCAAGCGUGCUGACUGGAUAAUGUCGUAUAAAGGAAAUGACGAAACCCCAACGAGGCAUCUUCGAUUUGAUGCUAAAACCUUGAUUGGAAUCUCCUCCAGUCAGCCGUCUCAGCUGAUUGAAUGGAACGCUUUCAACGGUUCAAGUCGACAUGUCCUGAGGGGCCAGACGGGAGAAAUAGUGGAUCUGUCACUGAGAAGUCAUCUUGCUGCCAGUGCCACCGACUCCUUGCGGUUGUGGGAUGUUGACAAGGGCGUGUGUCUGCACAUCUUUGAGCCUUCCUUGGAAUUCAGUAUGUGCCUUCUGGUGGGAGAGCGCCUUCUCGGUGGGUUUCAGAACACUCUCUCUGCUUGGGAUGUAGUAUCCAAGCAUCAUCUGUUCACCAUCACAGACUGUCAACUGAGUUUGGUGUUUAAUGACUCCAUUGUCGCUUGCUGGUAUGGUAAUCCUCGCGUAUGGAAGCACAAUGGUGAUCUCAUCAACACCUUCCCCAUAUUCCAGGAUAUAUCCGGGGAUAUAUCCGGGAAUAUAUAUGAAGGGCAUGUUGGAGGCACAAGGAUGGCCGUUAGUCAGUGCCGAUUCAAAGGAUUUAAAAUGUUUACUACGGGAGAAAAACCAGUCAGCGUCCAUUAA